AGCCUUCCAGGGAACACAUGUAGGAAAGCAUUAGGGGUGCCGGUGAUAAGUGCUGGCCAGGAGUAAAGGACUGUUCCAGUGUGCCUGCUGAGGCUUGGGGUCCAUGGGCUCUGCAGUCUGGAGUGCCUCUUGAGGCCCUUUAAACCCUCAUUGGUCCAGCCACCAGUGGAACUCUGUAGCAGGGGGUUGGGGGGUGGGGGAAAGGAAGCAGAUAAAAGGCAAGUGAAAGCCGGAGGUGCAGGCUCCGAAUACCAUCGGCCAGCACUCGCUCUCUUCCUGCCUAGCCUCGGCUGACCUCCUCAAGGGCCCCAUGGCCAACUGCGAAUUCAGCCAGGUGUCUGGGGACAAACCUGGCUGCCGGCUGUCUAGGAGAGCCCAGAUCUGUCUUGGCGUGGGUCUCCUCGUCCUGAUCGUCGCCGUAGUGACAGUGGGCGCAGUUCUGUGGCCGCGCUCACCCAUGAAGUGGCGUGGGAAGCCUACCACGAAGCAUUUUUCCGAAAUCUUCCUGGGACGAUGUCUGGACUACACUCAAAUCAUCAGGCCUGAGAUGAGAGAUCAAGAUUGCAAGAAGAUACUGAGUACAUUCAAAAGUGCAUUUAUUUCAAAGAAUCCUUGCAACAUCACAGAAGAAGACUACCAACCACUAGUGAAGUUGGUCACUGAAACCAUACCAUGCAACAGGACUCUCUUUUGGAGCAAAUCCAAAGACCUGGCCCAUCAGUAUACCAAGGUCCAGAGGAAGAUGUUCACCCUGGAGGACACGCUGCUGGGCUACAUUGCUGAUGACCUCAGUUGGUGUGGAGACCCCAAUACUUCUGAGAUGAACUAUGACUCUUGCCCACACUGGAGUGAAAACUGCCCCAACAACCCUCAAAAAAUGUUCUGGAAUAUGAUUUCCCAAAAGUUUGCAGAAGCAGCUUGUGGUGUGGUCCAAGUGAUGCUCAAUGGGUCCCGCAGUGAACCCUUUUACAAAAACAGUACUUUUGGAAGUGUAGAAGUCUUUAACUUGGACCCAAACAAGGUUCACACACUACAGGCCUGGGUGAUGCAUGACAUUGGAGCAAUUUCCAGUGACUCAUGCUCAAGUUCCUCUUUAAAUGAGCUGAAAUUGAUCGUAAGCAAAAGGAAUAUAACAUUUAUCUGCCAAGAUAACUACAGGCCUAUCAGGUUUGUUCAAUGCGCGGAGAAUCCUGAGCAUUCAUCCUGUGGAUCUAGAAUCUGAGCCAUGAUGGCUUUAGAUCUUAGACCUCCUACAGCACAUAUCAAUGUGGCCGGACACAGAAAGCGCCCAGUGGAGGGAGGGCUGAAGAUUUCAGAGAGAGGUGUCUGUUGCAGUGUCAACACCAGACAUGGAAGUGUUUCCCUCCAAAUUAUGACAGAAUUGUGUUAGUAGUAUAGUUCUUACUGUACUCUACCAAUAUUCAAGAAAGAACUACUUUAUAAAGUUAGACUUAAAUUUUUAUAUUGUUAUUUCACUUUAACUUUCUCAUGUGGUGCUUUUAUGAAGUUUAUGUACUGCUAACAUCUUUUUCUUUUAAUGGGGCUAGGAAAUCAAACCUAAGAAUCCUUGCACACAGUAGGUAAGCCUGUCUACCAGUGAGCUACAUCCCCAGCACAACUACCAACAUCUUUCAAUUGAAAAAUAACCAACCAAACCUUUCUUGUUAGAAUGAGCAAACAAAAGAAAAUGAAAUGUCCAAGAUAAUGUUUCAUUAAGACAACCCGAUUUCAAAUGAACGGCCUUAUCUCCUGAUGUUUUUGCAUCCUUCUGACAGAUACUCAGACUAUAAACUCCAUGGUCACAGGUUACUACAGGGAAGGUGCUCUAUGCAUUUCACACCACCUGCAUUUGUGCUUUAUCUCUAAUCCUCCCAGCAUUUCUGUAAGUUUGGUUAUUAUUUUCCUUUUUCAUUUUUCAGUUGAGAAAAAUGGGAGUUUGGAAAGGUUAUGCAAUUUUUCUAAAGUCAUACUCCAGGAUAAAGGUUAAAGUUGAAUUUAAACUCAGCUGUAGCAAACCCAAAAGUGUAUGUGUUUUCUUUUCCUAGGCCUUUAACAUCACACUGGUAGAAGCCUUUGUUAGUGAAUGUUGCUGGAUUAAAGUGAACACAGUUGAGUCUAGAAUGUGCUUUUUUCUGGAUGACUUUAAAACAGAAGAAUUUUUCCCCCAUUUUUUUCCUUCUCAUGUGUGUUAGUCACUUUUCUGUUGCUGCGAUAGAAACACUGACCCAAG
This is a messenger RNA of Nannospalax galili (Upper Galilee mountains blind mole rat), 2230 nucleotides long. It is a transcript of the gene Cd38, whose product is annotated as CD38 molecule. Gene Ontology annotation, molecular function: phosphorus-oxygen lyase activity; NAD+ nucleosidase activity. Bases 311 to 1222 code for a protein of 303 amino acids. Gene Ontology annotation, cellular component: plasma membrane. Gene Ontology annotation, biological process: positive regulation of B cell proliferation. The record is from RefSeq and is a predicted model, not a curated record. Lineage: Eukaryota; Metazoa; Chordata; Mammalia; Rodentia; Spalacidae. The transcript has 8 exons.